Molecule: messenger RNA, 1161 nt
Organism: Aspergillus sclerotioniger CBS 115572
Lineage: Eukaryota; Fungi; Ascomycota; Eurotiomycetes; Eurotiales; Aspergillaceae
Product: extracellular serine rich protein
Exons: 3
Coding region: 1-1161 (386 amino acids)
Source: RefSeq, a predicted model, not a curated record
AUGCACACGCUUCUCUUCCUCUCGACUAUAUCCCUCGCCGCUGCUACAACCAACAAAGGCCUGGGGUAUUUGCAGUGUGCGUCCUCCAUCGCCCGCACCUACCACAACACAGAAUGCACCUCCCCCUCAGCCCUAGACUGUUUCUGCAACGCGCCCUUUAACCCAGAUACCUUGGACCAGGAGACAUUGGAUAAUUGUGCAAGUGAGGGUGUCUCCCCCACUUCAAUCCCCACAUACAUCUGCUCCGAUACCACCGUCCCCGUCCCCGCCAGAAAAGGAAGCACGCCUAUGAUGCGCGUUGCCGGGCCCAGCAAUGCAUCUACUAACGAUAGCUUGGAGACAAGCGACAAGGAGAGGAGUACCGCAGAUACAUACACAACAAGGAAGAGCAAUCUGCGAACGGCACCAGUCGUCAACACUAACACCGCCAAUACGGAUAUGAACGAUGUGGAUGAUAUGAACAUGACUGCCGAGGAGAUGAGGAACAUGGAUAUGAGGCGUGCAUACGCCCCAGAUCCAGACACAGAGAUGGAUACAGAUACAACAAAUAUAGAAGAGAACACAGAUACCCAAGAAGCCACAGACACAAACACAGAACCCACUACAACAAUCCCCCACCACCACAACGUCCACAUGACCGACGCCUCCAACGCCAACGUCGUCUAUAAAGUCUUCACCGAGACACGUACAGACUGUGCCUGUGAUCUACCGGGGUAUAGUUCUCCCACUGCGCCUGUUGGUGUCGAGGGCACGAAUGUAAAUGUCCCUGCUACGCAGACUGGGGCUACAGCAGCCACUGGAGCUAGCACGGGGGUGGUGGAUGGGGUUAUGGUUACUGCUACUGCUACUGCUACCGCUACCGCUACUGAUACUGGUGCUGCUACCAGCUCAGCAACAGAUGAGGCGGGGGGUAGUUCCUCGACGGGACUGUUUGCGACGUUGGCAUCAUCAUCAUCAUCAUCGGCUGGGAGUGUUGCGGGGACGUCGUCUGCGGUGGGGGCGGUGCCGAGUGGAGUUGAUUCGUUGGAGAAUGGGGGAGAAGGGGAUGAGGAUGAUUAUGGGGUGAUGUUUACGGGAGGUGCUGGUGCUGUGGGUGGGAGAAGGUCGGUGGUGGGGAUGAUGGUGGUUGCGGGGUUGGCUUGGGGGUGGAUACUUUCCUGA